AUGGGCGGCCAGCAGUCAAAAGCGUCUGCGUCUCGAGCGCAUGACAAGGUCAUGGUUGAUCGUCUGCGCAAGAUGAAUCUCCAAGAGAACAGCAUCUCUGGCGAGGUGAAUGAGAAGAGCGGCAAGUUGAUCCGUGAUGCAGAGCCUCUGCCGUUGGAUGCAGUGUCUCUGUUGCCUUCGACGAUUUUGGAGGACCCCCGAAACAGGCUUGCUCUCUCGGCGUUGAGUUCGGCCAACCCGCGGACGGUUCUGACCUCGCAGGCUUCCAAGAUUGCUAAUCAGCACGUUUUCAAUACAAAGAUUCCCUUUGAGGGCGCGCCUAUUACGAACCAGCGCUCGAGUGGUCGAUGCUGGCUGUUUGCUUCUACCAAUGUGUUCCGCGUGGCUAUCAUGAAGAGGUACAACCUCGAGUCGUUUGAGUUGUCCCAGAACUACCUCUACUACUAUGACAAGCUUGAGAAGUCGAACUGGUUCCUCGAGCAAAUCAUUGACACCUCUGGAGAGGACCUGGACGGCCGUGUCGUCCAGAGGCUUCUGGAUGAUCUCAUUUCCGACGGUGGCCAGUGGGACAUGGUGUACAACUUGGUUGACAAGUACGGCCUUGUUCCUCAAACAUUGUACCCGGACAGCUGGAACGCCCAAAACUCGGGCGUUCUCAACACCGUCCUCAAGACCAAGCUCCGCGAGUAUGCUCUGAACUUGCGCAAUGCAAUUGCUGCCGGCCAGGCACCGGGCGUCAUUUCCGCCAUGAAGAUCAUCUACAUGCAGGAGGUCCAGAAAAUCAUCACCCUCCUCCUUGGACCUACGCCAAAUCCCACGCAGGAGUUCACAUGGACAUACGCCGACAAGGACAACAAGGUCCACUCCCUGACCGUCACUCCCAAGGACUUUGCCAAGAACAUCAGCAGCUCAAACUUCCAGAUCACCUCUACUACCAUCUCAGACCUGGUCUCGCUCGUCAACGACCCUCGCAACGACCUCAUGACCCUCCUCACUGUCGACAGGCUGGGCAACAUUGUCGGCGGCCGUGACGUUACCUACAUCAACGUCGACAUGAAGACCCUCAAGGAAGGCUGCGUGAAGAUGAUCAAGGCCGGGAUACCCGUCUUUUUUGGCUGCGAUGUGGGUAAAUUCAGCGACAAGACCUCCGGAGUCAUGGACCUUCAUGUCUUUGACUACGAAGUUGGCAUUGGCACGGAUCUACUCGGCAUGACCAAGGAGGAGAGGUUGCGGGCGGGUGAGAGUCUGAUGACGCAUGCCAUGGUUUUGACGGCCGUGCAUUUGGACGAGAAGACGGCGCAACCUGUGCGCUGGAGAGUGCAGAAUAGUUGGGGUACAGACAAUGUAGGCGAUAAAGGGUGGUUUGUCAUGACGGAUGAGUGGAUGGACGAGUUUGUUUAUCAGGCCGUUGUUGACCGCAAGUUCUUGAGCAAGGAAGUCAGAGACGUAGCUGAACAGGAGCCGACGGUCUUGCCGUUGUGGGAUCCUAUGGGUUCUUUGGCUUGA
This is a messenger RNA of Metarhizium brunneum ARSEF 3297, 1506 nucleotides long. RefSeq names its product Bleomycin hydrolase (gene Blmh). Gene Ontology annotation, molecular function: cysteine-type aminopeptidase activity. Gene Ontology annotation, cellular component: cytoplasm. The record is from RefSeq and is a predicted model, not a curated record. Lineage: Eukaryota; Fungi; Ascomycota; Sordariomycetes; Hypocreales; Clavicipitaceae. Gene Ontology annotation, biological process: L-homocysteine catabolic process; proteolysis; response to toxic substance.